This is a messenger RNA of Penicillium taxi, 936 nucleotides long. Its product is annotated as SDR family oxidoreductase. The record is from RefSeq and is a predicted model, not a curated record. Gene Ontology annotation, molecular function: oxidoreductase activity. The coding region runs from base 1 to 936 and encodes 311 amino acids. Gene Ontology annotation, cellular component: cytosol. The transcript has 5 exons. Lineage: Eukaryota; Fungi; Ascomycota; Eurotiomycetes; Eurotiales; Aspergillaceae.
AUGAACUAUUUCAGAAACAGCGUGAGAUCGAUUACUUUACUGUCAUCAAUAUCAAGCCCGUUCUCUCGCUUAUCUCCGAAUACCCUUUCGAUAACCAUCCAAUUCCCCGCAAUUCGACGAACAAUGGCCUCAGCAAUGGCAAAGCGUUUGGACGGCAAGACAAUUGUAAUCACCGGUGCCUCCUCUGGAAUUGGCAAGGCUACUGCCCAGGAGUUUGCACGCACGUCGCCAAAGAACCUCAAGCUGAUCUUGACUGCACGCCGCAUCGAUGUACUGAAGGAAGUUGCUGCGGAGAUCCAGGCCGAGGUCGGCGAUGGUGUGAAGGUGCUUCCAGUCAAGCUGGAUGUCAGCAACCCUGCUGAAAUUGAGAACUUUGUUUCAUCUCUUCCAGCGGAGUUCAAGGAAAUUGACGUCCUUGUUAACAAUGCUGGAUUGGUCAAGGGCGUUGCUCAGGCACCUGAUAUCAAACCCGAGGAUAUCAACAUCAUGUUCAAUACUAACGUCACUGGUCUGAUCCACAUGACUCAGGCCAUUCUCCCGAUCUUCAAGCAGCGACCAGAGGGCGGCCGUGGUGACAUUAUCAACAUUGGCAGUAUCGCCGGCCGCGAGCCUUAUUCUGGUGGUGGUAUCUACUGUGCGACCAAGGCAGCGGUCCGAUCUUUUACGGACUCGCUGAGAAAGGAGCUCAUCGCUUCGAGAAUCCGCAUUAUCGAAGUUGAUCCCGGCCAGGUUGAGACUGAGUUCUCCGUUGUCCGAUUCUAUGGCGACAAGUCCAAAGCUGAUGCCGUUUACAAGGGAGUUGAGCCUUUGACCGGUGAGGAUAUUGCCGAAAUUAUUGUCUUUGCAGCUGGUCGACGUGAAAACGUUGUCAUUGCCGAUACCCUGGUCUUCCCCAACCACCAGGCGAGCGCUGGCAUUCUGCACCGCAAGUCAUAA